AUGGGGGGUGGGUUUGUUUGUGUGGUUUUGAUUGUGAUGGGGGGGUUGGUUUGGGGGGGGGUGGGGGGUGAAUUUGGGGGGUGUGGUUGGUGUGGAUUGGGUGUUGUGGGGUAUGGUUUUUUAGGUGUUGUUUGUGGGGGUUGUGUGGGUUUGGUUUGUGGGGGUAGGGGGUGGUGUGUGUGGGUAGUGUGUGUAGUGGGAGAGGGUUGGUGGGGAGUGUUGGGGGUGGGGGGUUGGGGGGGGGGGGGUGGGGUGGUUGGGUGUGGGGGGGGGGGUAGGGGGGGGGGGGAUUUAGUUGUGGUGGUGUGGGUUGGGUUUUGGGGUGGGUGGGGUGUUGUGUGUGGGGGGGUGGGGGGGGGGGGGGUGUGUUAUAUUGGGGGUGGGUUUGUGGUGGUAGGUGGGUGGGGUGGUUGGGUGGGGUUGGUUUAUGGGGGGGGGUUGUGGGGGGUUUAUUGUUGUAUGGUGGGGGGUGGUGGGUUUGGGGGUGUGUGGGUGGGGGGGGGGGGUGGGAUGGUUAGGGGUUGGGUUUCGGGGUUUGUGAGUUUUGUGUGGGGGGGGGAGGGGGGGGGGUUGGUGAUGGUAUGUGGAUUUGGUUUUUGGGGGUGGGGUUGUAUGUUGAAGUGGGAUAAAUUGGAAGUGGGGGUGUGGGUAGUGGUGGGGUGGGGUUUGUGUGAUUUUUUGGGGGUUGGGGUGAGGGGUGGGGGGGUUGUGUGUGGUAGGGUGGUGGUUGUGGUGUUGGGGGGGUUGGGUUGUUGGGUGUGGUGGGUUGUUGGUUUUUUGGGGGGGGGGAUUAGGUGUGGUUGGGGUGUGGUUUUGGGGUGGGUGGUUUUGAUUGUGGUUGGGGGUAUUGUUGUGUUGGGGGGAUGGGGGUGGGUGGGGGGGGGUGGGGUGUUUGUGGGGUUGGGGUGUGGGGUGUUGGUUUGGUUUGGUUGGUUGGGGGGUUGGUUUGGGUGUGGGGUGAUGUUGUUGGGAGUUUUUAUUGGGGUUUGCAAGUGGGUGGAUUUUUGGGGGUGUGGUUUGUGGGUGGGUAGUGGUUUAGGGGGGGGGGGUGGGUGGGGGGUAAAGUUAGGUGGGUGUGUUAUAUUUUGUGGUUUGGUGGGGGAGUGUGAGUGGGGUUUGGUGGUGGGGGUGUAUUUGGAUAAUGAUGGGGAUAUGUAG
Messenger RNA from Knipowitschia caucasica, 1158 nucleotides. The record is from the annotation of a GenBank genome assembly. NCBI's taxonomy places the organism in Eukaryota, Metazoa, Chordata, Actinopteri, Gobiiformes, Gobiidae.